This is a messenger RNA of Clupea harengus (Atlantic herring), 2517 nucleotides long. RefSeq names its product tubulin-specific chaperone E. The transcript has 17 exons. The record is from RefSeq and is a predicted model, not a curated record. The coding region runs from base 164 to 1759 and encodes 531 amino acids. Lineage: Eukaryota; Metazoa; Chordata; Actinopteri; Clupeiformes; Clupeidae.
GAGGACGGACAACUUUGUGUGUAGGACCACUAAAACGCCACUUCCUGUUAUUGGUAGUUGACAAGUUGGUAAAGCUAUCUUAGCCUUUACUGUCUGUGAUAUAAGCUGUUUCUGUAUUAAUGUUAAAAAGAAACACCUAAGAACUUCCGAGUAAGAACUUCCAAUGCGAGUCAGGGACGGAGAACAGUCCACCAUGGAAGAUGCGGUUCCCGUCGAUGCUGUUGGCAGACGAAUAGUCUGCGACGAGGAGCGGGCCACUGUGCGCUAUGUUGGCACAGUGACUGCAACAAAAGGCAUGUGGCUUGGCGUGGAGUGGGACAAUCCAGAACGAGGCAAACACGAUGGCUCCCACCAGGGUGUCGGGUACUUUACCUGCAGACACCCCACAGGGGGCUCGUUUGUGCGUCCCAAAAAGGCCAGCUUUGGGGUGGACUACCUGACGGCCCUGAGGCUGCGCUACGAGAAGGAGCGGGAGGGGGAGGAGAUCACCAUUUCCUCUCGGACACUGGAGAUGGUGGGCUUCCAGAAGCUCACCAAGGAGCAGAGGGUGGAAAACCUCAAAGAAGUGGCCCUUAGGCACUGCGAAAUUUGGGGUACUGCAUCUGGAACUGAAAUCAGAAAGACCACACCAGAUGUGGAGCUUCUGGAUCUUUCCCAAAACCUGCUAAGCUCGUGGGAAGCACUGGCGGCCAUUACAGAGCAGCUGAAGGAGCUAAGAACACUUCAGCUGGGGUACAACAGGCUGACGGUGCCCUCUGACUCUUCAACUUUGACCCAUGCCUUCCCCAACCUCAGGGUCCUGGCCCUCGCUGGCUGUGCCGUCACCUGGCCUGAGGUGCUGCAGUGUGCUUGUAUGUGGCCCCGUGUCGAGGAGCUCUACCUCAGUGAAAACAACAUCACUGAACUACAGCGGCCUGUUGAUGUUCUUCAGUCCUUGACCCAUCUAGAUCUUUCCAACAAUUCCAUAACUUCAGAAACACUGACAGAAAUAGGCCACCUCCCCCGGCUGGUUACACUAAAUCUCACAAAUACAGGCCUGACUGUUAUAGAGUUUAACGAUGUCCCACCAGGCUCCAAAACAGCUAUGUUCCCUGCACUGCAGAAACUGUCGCUAAUGGACAACAAGAUUGCAGAGUGGAGGGUGGUGAAUGAGCUGGAGAAGCUGGCAAGUCUGGUGCAUCUCAUACUACAGAGGAACCCGGUGAUGGACGGGGAGAGGAACCCACAGACCGCCCGGCAGCUCGUCAUCGCCCGCGUGGGGCAGCUCCUCCAGCUCACCGGCUCUGAGAUUCAUUCUACUGAUAGGCGGGGAGCAGAGCUGGACUACAUCAAGACGUUUGGGAUGCAGUGGCUGGCGUCUGGGGGACACUGGGAGCCAGAGAAGAACCGCCCCAGCGCCGACUUCACCACACAGCACCCGCGCUACCUGACCCUCAUACAAAAGUAUGGAGCACCAGAGGAGUCUGAGCUGAAGCCUGAGAUACCCUUCGCUCUGAAGAACCAGCUGCUGACGCUGACGUUUGUCUGUCCUGAUGACAUGGACAGGAAGCCGAUCCAGAAGAAGCUCCCAUGUUCUAUGGUGGUCCAGAAAGUGAAGGGUCUGCUGCACAGACUGCUGAAGCUUCCAGGAGCGGAGCUACGGCUCAGCUACACCUGCUCACGGAUGGAGGGGAUUGAGAUUGAGAUAGACAAUGACCUGAAGACUAUGCAGUUUUACUCCGUAGAGGACGGGGACAGUGUCCUGGUGCGCUGGUCCUGACUGACCCCAGCUCACAUCACCGCUCUCCACACUCCUCUCAAAAAUGCCCUUAAAUGAACUCCUGUCCGACACUGGCUCACCAACCACGGGCACCAGACAACUCUGUCGGGGAAACGUCAUCGUCUCGCACUUUCGCUCUCUUGUCUCUUGCUCUCUCGCUCUCUUGUCUCUCCGUUUUUUCAGUCUCUGUAGUGAUCAGGUUACUUACUUCGUCGCACUGGUGAUUUAAGAAUACUUAGAAUAACACUGCUCAUGUCGUACCAAAAGUAAGUAGUCUUAUUAGCCUUUUUGAAAGCACGCCAGUGGGCUUUCUCAUCCAAUCAGGUGUGAGGCAGAGACACACAACAAGUCUCUCAGCUGACUCAUUGAUGAGGAAAUCACCCUGGAAACAUCUUUCGGUACCAUAGCUACCACACCCUAAAGACAAGCUUCCACCCGUUGGUUGGAGACGAGCUGCACGCUAACAUGAUUGGACGUCUCCCAGGGAUGGUGGACGAGCUCAAAACUCAAAUGCUUACACUUCAACUCAAAGGCACAAUCUUUAAGCUGUCCCCGGGCAGUACCAUGUGAGUGUGCAUUGUAAUGCGUCAUAAUGUAUAUUUAUAAAGAAUGCGAUACCUCUGUGUCAGUUGACAUCUAACAGCGAUGAUCCUUUCUGUUAUCACAGUUAUGGAGAAUGCGCACUGUAAAGGAGCCGAUUCAUUCAUGUCAAAUGCUUUCCGAUGUCAUUCCUUGUUAAUAAAUGUGUGUCACAUUUU